This is a messenger RNA of Oryctolagus cuniculus (rabbit), 2268 nucleotides long. RefSeq names its product angiotensin II receptor type 1 (gene AGTR1). The record is from RefSeq and is a predicted model, not a curated record. Gene Ontology annotation, molecular function: C-C chemokine receptor activity; C-C chemokine binding; angiotensin type II receptor activity. NCBI's taxonomy places the organism in Eukaryota, Metazoa, Chordata, Mammalia, Lagomorpha, Leporidae. Gene Ontology annotation, cellular component: external side of plasma membrane; membrane. Gene Ontology annotation, biological process: regulation of vasoconstriction; G protein-coupled receptor signaling pathway; neutrophil chemotaxis.
UCGCGUAGCCGCCGGAGAUUCCAGCGCCUGACAGCCAAGACCCCGGGCAGCGGUGAGUGGCAGCAACGCCGGGAAGGGUGCUAGCAGCGGAGCCCGACCCGCGGCCGAGAUCCCUGGGGAGCGGCUGCCGCCGAGGCGGGUCGUGAGGGCGCGCAGCCCGCUGGCGGCCAGACCUGAUUUGAAAUAUCUAGAUUAUUCUAAAAUGGCUGGGUUUUUAUCUGAAUAAGUCAAAGAAGCCAUCCAGGAAGUCAACAUCAGCUGCGUUUGAUGAGACAAAUUCAACCCAGGCCAUCAAAAUGAUGCUCAACUCUUCUACCGAAGAUGGUAUCAAAAGAAUCCAGGAUGACUGUCCCAAAGCUGGAAGGCACAAUUACAUAUUUGUCAUGAUUCCUACUCUGUAUAGCAUCAUCUUUGUGGUGGGAAUAUUUGGGAACAGCUUGGUGGUGAUUGUCAUUUACUUUUACAUGAAACUCAAGACUGUGGCCAGUGUUUUUCUUUUGAAUUUAGCAUUGGCUGACUUAUGCUUUUUACUGACUUUGCCACUCUGGGCUGUCUACACUGCUAUGGAAUACCGCUGGCCCUUUGGCAAUUACCUGUGUAAGAUUGCUUCGGCCAGUGUCAGUUUCAACCUCUAUGCCAGUGUAUUUCUACUCACGUGUCUCAGCAUUGACCGCUACCUGGCUAUUGUCCACCCGAUGAAGUCUCGCCUUCGACGCACAAUGCUUGUAGCCAAAGUCACCUGCAUCAUUAUUUGGCUGCUGGCUGGCUUGGCCAGUUUACCAGCUAUCAUCCACCGAAACGUAUUUUUCAUCGAGAACACCAACAUCACGGUUUGUGCUUUCCAUUACGAGUCCCAAAACUCAACCCUCCCCAUAGGGCUAGGCCUGACCAAAAAUAUACUGGGCUUCCUAUUUCCCUUUCUGAUCAUUCUUACAAGCUACACUCUUAUUUGGAAGGCCCUCAAGAAGGCUUACGAGAUUCAGAAGAACAAGCCAAGAAAUGAUGAUAUUUUUAAGAUCAUUAUGGCAAUUGUGCUUUUCUUUUUCUUCUCCUGGGUUCCCCACCAAAUAUUCACUUUCCUGGAUGUGUUGAUUCAGCUGGGGGUCAUUCACGACUGCAGAAUCGCAGAUAUCGUGGACACUGCCAUGCCCAUCACCAUCUGCAUAGCUUAUUUUAACAACUGCCUGAAUCCCCUUUUUUAUGGCUUUCUGGGGAAAAAAUUUAAGAAAUAUUUUCUCCAGCUUCUUAAAUAUAUUCCCCCGAAAGCCAAAUCCCAUUCAAAUCUAUCAACAAAGAUGAGCACGCUCUCCUACCGCCCCUCAGAUAACGUGAGCUCAUCCUCCAAGAAGCCCGUGCCCUGCUUUGAGGUUGAGUGACAUGUUCAAAACCUGUUGGUGAAGCAACUUUGUCAAAGAAGGAGCCAAAGAAACAUUCCUGCACAGCACUGCGCUACCAAAUGAGCAUUAGCUACUUUUCAGGAUGUAAGGAGAAGUUGGAUCAAUUGGACUGAACCGGCUUGUCUACAGCUCGAACAAAAGCUUUCCUUUUCUUUAGCAACAAAACAAAGCAGAGCCACAUUUUGCAUUAAAUACAAGAUGGCUGCUCAAAGAAUGAUGACAGAAACUGGACAAAUGUGUUGAUUUCAGAAAUUUUGCUGGCGGAAAUGCAGUCUCGCCAGUCUUCUCUUGUUCUAUUAUUUUUGAUUUCUAUAUAUAAAGGUAUUUAGAGGAAGUGAAAUCUACAGAGCAGCAACAGGAGAUCACAGUUCAGGAUUGUUCUUUCUGCCCAAUUUCCAAGGGGCGAUGAAGCUUUUAUGCCUGUUUAGCCAUUAGCAACUGUGACCCACUUGUACCUGCUCCAAUGCAUUUUGUGCAAAAAUCUGCUAAGCAGUAGUUGUCAAGUUUCAGAACCUUUUGUGAAAUUCAACCAGAGUCAUAAAGAUUCACACUGCCAAAAUAAUGGUGGCAGAAUGGCUUCUUGCAAAAUGGUGUUACUAAAGUUACGUGUAAGAGUUAAAUACUAGCAAAGGUGUCACUCUAGUCCCAGGGAGUUGUGUUCUCCUGGUCAUAUUAGUCUUAUUUCAUAUCUGAUAACUGUAUAUAGUUUAUAGUAAAAAGAUUAUAUAUCGUAAAGUAUGCCAAGCUGUUUCAACAAAGUAUAUAUUUUACAUACACAUCUAUAUGUAUCAAUGUCGUUAAACUGUUGUUACUUGAUUCAAAUCUAGCAAAGCUCUAUUUACCUUAAAUAAAAUAAUUGUAUUGUACUGUA